UGUCUGAUUAAAUGAGAAGGAAGUGUGGGAGUGGUAGUUUUGAAGCUCUCCCUUUAAGAGGCAGCCUGCAGUGACGAAUUGUUGAAAUUGCCAUUGCAGGAUGGCAUUCCGCUAUAAAUUCAUUGUUCCACCUCCUCUCAUCUUCACAUUUCUCUCCCUUCUCCUCUUGUUCACAUCGACAGACUGGGGAUAACAACCAGCAUUAGAAAGGGAGAAGUUGUUUUACAAAAUCCAGGGCAUUUUUUUUAACCAUCUCACCGGAGACGAUCGAGCCUUUUUUGGCGUAUGCUUCUUCUCCUCUCUUCAAACAAAAGGGGGCAAAGGAAGGCAAAGCACUAGCUUCUGAAAGUGCCGAUCUGCAUCGGAUCCCCCUGCCUCUGUUGAGGAAGAUGAUGCAGUGACUACAAGAGAGAAGUGGAAGAAGAGUGAAAAGUGCUCAAACUUCUCCGCUCGCCGGGUGUGAGCCUCACUUGUUUGCCGCCUGUUCAGCAGUUGUUUUAGGAUUGUGGUGUUCUCAUUCCAUGUGCUCCUGACUUUUCCCUGCAGAGAAACGCAAAGUUCAAACGCGAGCUGCCUUUGUUGACAUUUUUUUUCUUCCUCCCACUCACACUUGCUUCAACCUUGGGAGGAUUUUUUUCCCCUCUGAAGCUCCUCCGUUGAUCUCCACCGGCUGACUUUUUUUUUUUUUUAAGAGAGACAAAUAUGGUCCUGAAGUUUGUUUUCCUGCUGCUGGCUGCGGAGUUGCACUUUGCUGUUGCCAAGACCGGAGCUCCAACAGCAACAACAGCAGCACCUGCUUAUGAUAAAACCCAGCCGCCUCCCGGAGCAGCAGCAGCAGCAGCAUCCCCUCACCCUAGCCCCCAGCAGCUGUCCCGGACCAGCGGCCUGGUGCAGAACAUUGACCAGAUCUACUCCGGGGGCGGCAAGGUGGGCUACCUCCUCUACGCGGGGGGCAGCAGGUUCCUCUUGGAUCUGGAGAGGGACGAGCUGGUGGGUCCGCAAGCCCCUGUGCAGCAUCCCCGCGGCUGGGCUCACUGCUAUUACCGGGGCACGGUGGACGGCAGCACCCAGUCCCUGGCCGUAUUGAACCUUUGCGGGGGGCUGGAUGGCUACUUCGCGGUCAAACACGCCCGCUACACGGUGAAGCCCUUGCUCCGGGCCAAGGGGGCGGCCCCGCGACGGGUCUAUGGGCCCGGCUCCGCCCUGAUCCCGCACCUCUUCCGCAAGGACCAUUUCAGCUUCGAGACGGUGCCUUCGCGCCCCAGCUGCGAGACGCGCGGCUCCGGUCAGGCCCCGCCGCUGGGAGGCAAAGGCGGGCUGCAGGGGGGCCAGGAGCGCCCCGCCCAGCCCCAGCUGGCCACCAGUGCAGCGCUAGCCCCGGGGCCCUUUGCUCCGCCCGGCGCCGGGCGCAGGAGCAGGCGCUCCAUCUCCAGAGCCCGCCAGGUGGAGCUGCUGCUGGUGGCUGACGGCUCCAUGGCCAAGAAGUACGGCAAGGGCCUGCAGCACUACCUGCUGACCCUGGCCACCAUCGCCUCCCGGCUCUACGGGCACGCCAGCAUCGAGAACCCCAUCCGGCUGGCCGUGGUGAAGGUGGUGGUGCUGGGCGACAAGGAGAAGGGGCUGGAGGUCAACAAGAACGCAGCCACCACGCUGAAGAACUUCUGCAAGUGGCAGCACCAGCACAACCCACUGGAGGACGAGCAUGAGGAGCACUAUGAUGCUGCUAUCCUCUUCACCCGGGAGGAUUUAUGUGGGCAUCAUUCAUGUGAUACUCUGGGAAUGGCAGACGUUGGGACCAUAUGCUCUCCUGAGCGCAGCUGUGCAGUGAUUGAAGAUGACGGCCUCCAUGCAGCUUUUACAGUGGCUCACGAAAUUGGGCACCUGCUUGGGCUUUCCCAUGAUGACUCCAAAUUCUGUGAGGAGACCUUUGGCUCCAUGGAAGAUAAGCGCUUAAUGUCCUCCAUCCUGACUAGCAUUGAUGCUUCCAAACCCUGGUCCAAAUGCACUUCAGCGACCAUAACUGAAUUUUUGGAUGAUGGUCAUGGGAACUGUUUACUCGACCAACCACGAAAGCAGAUCUUGGGCCCUGAGGAGCUUCCAGGACAAACGUACGAUGCCAUUCGUCAGUGCAAACUGGCAUUUGGACCCGAGUACACAGUGUGUCCUGGCAUGGACGUAUGCUCUCGUCUGUGGUGUGCAGUUGUUCGCCAAGGUCAGAUGGUGUGUCUGACCAAGAAGCUACCUGCUGUGGAGGGGACACCAUGUGGGAAAGGAAGGAUCUGCCUCCAAGGAAAAUGUGUUGACAAAACGAAGAAGAAAUAUUAUUCGGCUUCAAACCACGGUAACUGGGGUUCCUGGGGCCCGUGGGGACAGUGCUCCCGAACAUGUGGUGGAGGAGUUCAGUUUGCCUAUCGUCACUGCAACAACCCAGCUCCUAGAAACAACGGGCGAUACUGCACUGGAAAGAGGGCCAUCUAUCGCUCCUGCAAUGUUGCAUCCUGCCCAGCAAAUGCUAAAGCCUUUCGACAAGAACAAUGUGAAGCAAGAAAUGGCUAUCAGUCUGAUGCAAAGGGUGUCAAAACGUUUGUUGAAUGGGUUCCUAAGUAUGCUGGAGUGCUUCUUGGAGAUGUGUGCAAGCUCACCUGCCGAGCCAAAGGGACGGGUUACUACGUCGUGUUUUCUCCAAAGGUGACUGACGGAACUGAAUGUAGGCCAUACAGUAAUUCAGUAUGUGUCCGGGGAAGAUGCAUUAGAACUGGUUGUGAUGGCAUCAUCGGUUCAAAGCUCCAAUAUGACAAGUGUGGGGUGUGUGGAGGAGACAAUUCCAGCUGCACGAAAGUCAUGGGAACCUUUAAUAAAAAGAGUAAGGGCUACACGGAUAUAGUGAAAAUACCCAUAGGGGCAACUCACAUCAAAGUGCGGCAGUUCAAGUCUAAAGACCAGAACAGAUUCACAGCUUACCUGGCCCUGAAGAGGAAAAAUGGUGAGUAUCUUGUCAAUGGAAAAUACAUGAUCUCCACUUCGGAAACAAUCAUUGACCUCAAUGGAACUGUCAUGAACUAUAGUGGCUGGAGUCACAAGGAUGAUUUCUUGCAUGCAAUGGGACAUUCUGCCACAAAGGAGAUUCUUAUAGUACAGAUUCUUGCCACUGACUUAACUAAAGCAGUGGAUGUCCGUUACAGUUUCUUUGUGCCAAAGAAGCAAACGCAGAUGACUAACUAUGUCACAAGCAAUAGCAACAGUAAUAAAGUAACACCACAGAUCACGCAGCCACAGUGGGUGACUGGACCUUGGCUUUCUUGUUCUCGAACAUGCGACACAGGAUGGCAUACCAGGACUGUCCAGUGCAAAGAUGGGCAUGGAAAACUAGCUAAAGGAUGUCUUCUCUCGCAGAGACCAUCAGCAUUUAAGCAGUGCUUACUAAAAAAAUGUUAACCUGUGGUUAUGAUCUUCUUAAAAAGAGGUCUAAGUAAGCCAUUGUUGACAUACUAGUAUUAGGUCUACCUAGACAGAUGAAGCCAAGGCUUCAAUAUACUUACAUACAGUCUCAAAUUAUGGGCAGAAUCUGCCUAUUUGGACCAAAUGAAGAUGUGCACUGCUCUAAGUGACAGUGGGGUGAUCUUAGUAUGUCACAGAAACUAAACAUUAGAAUUGUUAUAAGCCCUCUGUGUCUGCAAAAAAGGAAGAGGAAAAACCAGUGAAUGGACAAUCAUGGGAUAUUUGAAGGUUACAGAAUCAUCUCCCCCUUUUCACCUACCUCUAAUACAGUAUGUCCUUAGACAACUUUGUCAUACUUACCCAUGAUACCACAGUAGCUUAUUUUAUACAGUUUAUAAAUAUCUUCCCUUUGGUAUGUCACUUUAUAUCACUUGGUUCUACUCAUUAAAAAAAAACAAUCUUUCUAUAAGCAAAAUGAUUGACCAAAGUAUGUCUGCAGCCAUUGUGACCUCUUACAUUUUUCAGAAAUGGCUGUGGAUGUUUUACUGGAAAACAAAGCGCUUGCUGUUGUUUUUAAGAGUUGUUACAAUUUUCUGACAACAGGAAAUGCAUUUCCUUUCUAGGAAUUUCCUGACAGCAAAACUUAAUUGUAUAAUAAACAAUGCUCUUCCUCCAAGAAAUUCUCACAGAGGGAGCAUCUCAGCAGCCAUGCAGAUGAACAAUAGCUGCUAGUCUUUAAAUAAAAUAAAGGCAUAUAUUAUUUUGUAGAAGCAAGUUAUAGAACCAAAAAUUACAGUUCAGAUAACUCAGAUAUUUUGAGACUGUUCUCAGCUGCUUUCUCUGUUAUUUUCUGUAUGGCUUCCAUGUGAAAUCUAACAAUGUGUAAUGUACCUACAUCUACUGAAGAGACUAUAAAAGGUCAAAAAACACAGCAAGCCGUUAAUAGUAUUUGAUCAGUGUUUUGUCCACCAUAUCUAACUCUGGUAUCCAUUUUACCAGUAGAAGUUUGUAAAAAAAAAUCAGUUUGUUUCAUUGUGUUUUAAAAAACUGUAGAAGUCAUUCACAUUUUGUACACCUUGCAUAUUUUGGAGAAUUAAGGGUCACAGGGAAGUUAAACCACGUCAGGAUGUGGUGGAUAUAACCAGUCUCAGUAAGACUGUUUCCACAGAGUAGGUAGAAGCUCUUAAUGUUUUUCAGCAACUCUUUCCAGAUCACGUUGUUAUCUGACAGAAGAUCUGCCACUGCACAAGGCCAUUUCAUUGUAGGCAAGUAACAGAUAGUGGGCUGAUCCAAGGCCCAUUGAAGUCCUUUCUUUUGAUCCAAAGCCCCCAAAAGAAUAAACGUUGCUUAAAGUCUACAUAAACCUGCUGAUGCACCUAAUAGAACCUAGAUUUAGACCAAAAUAGAUUCUGACCCAGACCUUAUCCACCAGUUUGUCCACAUGGUGUGAGUGUAUGUAAUUAGGUGUCUGUUUUUAAGUCAGGAUUUUCAAAAGAGCCUAAGGAACUGAGGGAAUCUGACUCCUUUAGACUCUUCUGAAAAUCUCAGUCUUUGACAUCACCAGUAAGUCAGUAAAGGAAACUGGUUUGUUUGCAAAGCCCAAAAGGGAAAUUUCCCUUCAGGCUGGCAUAAGCAUGUAUUUGGGACUCUGAACUCUAGAAAGCAGAUAGUCAUUUUCAAAUAGCAGAGAAUUACUACAGCUGUACAUUUGGAACUUGGAGAAAUGUCUAUUUUUGUACAAUAUAUUAAUUAUACUAAUAGAAACAGGACAUAUUAAUUUGUGAUAAUUGAAUGUGUGGGUAUGUUACUAGAUAUAAGACCAACUGCUGUUGUCAAGAGUAGUGUGGCCUUAUUGCUAGAAAUGGUCCUGGACAAAAAAUAUUGAUUUUUUUUAGAAUUCCUACACUGAAUUGAAUGAAAUGAAUCUAAACAGACACUGACCAUCCCAAAACUUUUGGACAGUUCAGAUCCAAACUUUCCAUCUCUGUUCAUUACAAAGAAAGACUAUGCCCACAGUGUCAGUGUCACUUCUAAAAUUACAUUACUUAUGAAGACAGAAUGUCCAAGCAGUUGUGUUUGAAUUAUAUUUCUCAUAUAUUAAACAGUGAUGAGUAAACUUUUUUUGGAUGUUAUACAAAUUCCAGAAAAUGAAACCACAAAGGAUUCUAAAUUUAAAGCAUUGUUAGAUCAAAUGUAUAUUUUUCCUAGAGUUUUGUGUAACAAGUAGGUAUCAGAACAAACCAAAUAGUGAAUAUUUCCCUCUCAUGGUCACCCAUCCUUUAACUAAAAUUAGUUUUUCUAACUCAUGUAGCACCUUAGUGGGAUAGCCAAAUACAUAAAAUUGGGCAACUGAGUGUGGAGUAGGGGAAACUGGAUUGUCAGAUCUUCAGACUGAUGUUCAAGAGUUGAUUCCCUUGAAGUUGUAGAGAAAAUGUGAGGGGGAGUAGACAACAAUCUCACAAUGGGACUGAUUCAAAGCUCACUGCCUUCAAUGGGCUUUGGUUCAAACUCUGAUUAGGGGCGUGAGAUUUGUCUUUGUGCAUGUGCGUGGAAUGUUCCCUGUCUCUCCCCACAGCUGCAUCACGAGCAAGUGUCACAAAGACACUUGAAAUCAGUGAAGUUACACCAGAGAUGAAUUUGGCCCUUGCUCAGAGGCAACCUUUCACAGUAAAAGGCAGUGCUAGAGGAAACUUAUGAAGUGAACAUGGACUGCUCAGGUGCAGGAGAGGGAGGACUCAAAGGAAGAGGAGCAACUUCCUUAGAAGUCUCCAGGCCAAAUCUUGUGGUGGUAUAACUAAUAGUUUAAGUUAGGCAUCAGGAGUAAGUUGGCCAGAACGCAGGUGAAAGUAGUAAGAUAGUAUAAAUUCCAUCGAUUUAGCAUUCAGUGAAUAUGCAAAACAAGUGUAAUUUACACACUGAGGGGGCCAAGAGUGGCAUAGCAAGAAAAGAAGCUAACAGGAUGGUGAAAAGUAAGGUAAGUUUGCCUGCUUUAUUUUACACCCUCCUUUUAGCUGCUUUCUUCACAUGUCAGUUACAUUUCUUUUGUGCAUCUGCUGAAUGCAAUUUUGGUGCAAGUUACAUGACUUUAUCAUUUUGACUCAUGUUUUGACCAACUUAAUCCCUAAGUAUUCAAUUAAUAUUUUACAUCACAGUUUAUAUCACUGCUGAGUUUUGCCCAAAGUGCUUCAGAAAAUGCUUCUAGCUAAUGGAAACCCAAUUCAAAAACUCCAAAUAAUGUACUCUAUAUAGAAGUGAAACAUAGAAGGAAUCUCCUUUAGUGUCUCCAGUGCUAAAUUAACAGCUGAUGUAUUGGGAUUCAGUUCCAUUGUCUUCCACUCAUAUCACUAUUAUUUGGUAGUCUUACACUAAAUAAGACAUCACAUUCUUAGAAUAAUUAUUUUCAUUAUGACAAAGGUUAUCACGUUUGAUCUGAGCUGAUCAAGAAAUUCAACUUAGUCACCUUCCUGUGGAAACAGUUUUAUCCCAUGGGGAGGGGGGGGGAAGAAAGGGGGGAGUUAGGGAGUUAAUCACAAAUGUAAAAAAAGCAACACAGCACUGAAAAUAAAUAAUUUAUUAUUUUUACAACUGGUAUGUGAAUGGAUGUAAUGAAUUUAUUUAUUCUUAUUUAACAAAAUUAACAAUUGUGCAAAUUCUAUAUUUAAAAUGUUUUGCUAUCAUCUUUUCUUUUCUUUUUUUUAUUUAUGCUUUGUAUUUGUGUGGAAAGUACACUUUGUGAGUUUACAUGAUGUGUAGCACUGGUUGCUUUUGAGUUUUGUUUGUUUUGUUUGGUUGUUUUUUUAACGAAAGUUUUCUGCAUGAAAUAGGUGUGUGUGUACACAUAUGCACACACACUGUAUAUAUGUAUAUUCAUUUUCUGCUACCAGAUUUUUCCUUUCCAAAAGAAGUUAUGAUUUUUAAUUUUUGUGAAACAGUGUGCAAAGCUCCUUGAUCUACUUAAUGUGCUUCUAAAGUCUCAUAACAACCAAAUCGUAGAGCCCAUUGACCUAAAAAUCACUGAACCAGAAGUGCCAGAUUCUCAUUUCAGAUGCACGCAUACAGAUUCUCUUAGAGGCCUCAAUCAUUGACCAUUCAAGUCAAUGGGAGUUGCCAUUUAAUUCAAUGGAAGCAGGAGCAGGCCCAUAAUGAAUGGGAGAUGUGUAUAUGCUUCCAACAGUAAAAUUUGUCUGAGUUGUCGAGAUGGUGUGUGAGCGUUCAGUCGCACAACCGCUUGUACUUUAAUGUGGACACUAUGAAAAGUUCUUCCUUUGUGCCUUUUAGAAAAUUUACCCCAAAUACUGUAGGAUUUGAUUUACAGUGACAUAUGCUACUUUUCCAAUCACAUCAGCACUAGUAGUUCAAUACUAUCAUCUUCCUAUCAUCAGGUAUAAUGAAAAGCCAACCAGAAACACUUGCUUCAUUUUAGUUUUAUUAUUUUCUAGCCAUGCAUACUAUAUUGGACUUCAAAAAGGCACACAAAAAAGUCAUCCAAAUGUGCAUUUGCCAAAAAGCCCACAAUAUGUCCCUAUGAGCUCUCAUUGCUUCCACUAUUUGUCUGAUUCAACUCCAGUUGAAGUCAAUGGGAGUUGGACUGGGCCCUAUUUGAGGAGAAAUUAGCAAUGUAAGCAAACUUACAACAUCUGUACAGUCAUUUAUUUAAUGAUGCAAAAUAACCUUCUGAUCACUCCAGCUUAAUGCUAGUGCCAUACAAAGCAAACAACCUAGUCCAAAUUAUUCAGUUGUGUAUCAUUUAUAUAGUGUGUACAGUUCUCCCUCACUUAGGACUGAUCCAAAGUCCACUGAAGUCAAUUAAAGCCUGUUCAUUGAUUUCAGGGAGCUUUGAAUCAGACUCUAAAAAUAGACUUGUGGGGAAGGAGAGUUAAUCAUUUUGUCCUACCGAGCAAUCUUUUUUGGAUAAACAUUCUCCUCUUAUUAAAACUGAUAAGAAAAAUUAUAUGUUGUCCUCCGCAAAGAAAUGAUAGGAGCAAGGAGCACCUUGCUAUAUUGGUGUAGCCAAAAUUGAACAUUCUCUAAGUGAGGACUGCAAUUUGC
This is a messenger RNA of Malaclemys terrapin pileata, 8487 nucleotides long. RefSeq names its product ADAM metallopeptidase with thrombospondin type 1 motif 5 (gene ADAMTS5). Bases 703 to 3435 code for a protein of 910 amino acids. NCBI's taxonomy places the organism in Eukaryota, Metazoa, Chordata, Testudines, Emydidae. Gene Ontology annotation, molecular function: metalloendopeptidase activity. Gene Ontology annotation, biological process: proteolysis; extracellular matrix organization. The transcript is spliced from 8 exons. Gene Ontology annotation, cellular component: extracellular matrix. The record is from RefSeq and is a predicted model, not a curated record.